AUGCUCAGCAGUCUCAUAUCGGCGGGAGUUCAAAGAUUGCUACCCCUGUUCAACAGCUGGCUGCCUGAACCAUGGGUUCUGGACUACAAAGAUGUUCUCGAAGCAAGAGCGCUACUGAAGGCGCUAGGUCUACCUAUGGAGCUGGCUCUCGAGAUACUUGACUACGCAGAGUACUGGCCGACACGCCAAUUUUCCAUUGAGGAAGAGCGCACGGUCAAAGUUGCUGCGACUAUGUUUCGAUCAAGCGCGGCAGGUCUCUGCCUCGACGCCGACAUCUUCAACGAUCCAAACGUUGACAGCCUUCGUGAGGGUGGUGAGAAAGUUAAAGUCAAAGCUAUCGAGUUUCACAUACGGAGUCGCGAUCAAGGAUGGACUUCGGAACCGACACGGGGGACGUUCAGCACAUCUUCUUGGCUCGAGACCUCCAUUUUGCGUGGCGUUGACGACUACAACACCAAGCUUCCGCCCUCGUGCUGGCUAGACAGUGUCUUUGAAUCGCCACAGUCGUUCCAACAGCACGUCACGCCGCGUGGCUGGCAGCUUACCAGGCGCCCUAAGUGUGCUGAGCAAGGACCUCAAGGAGGCGAAGGGGACCUGGCCUGGUAUCUUCAAGGCAACCGUGUUGCUACGCAGGGUCAUACGGAAGAGUAUCAUAUCCUCUGGACCCAUGAUGAUUAUGAGGGUAACGAAGGAUCUGGAAGAGGUGACGACUUCUUGAGCGAGCUAAAAGAGGGAGAUCGACUGCUCGUAUGGGCCAGAGCAAAGUGGCCUGGUUGGCAAUGCAUCGUCGAAAGUGUCAAUAUCACGGUAUACUAUGGCUUUUCAUAA
This is a messenger RNA of Macroventuria anomochaeta, 828 nucleotides long. RefSeq lists its product as uncharacterized. The transcript is spliced from 2 exons. The record is from RefSeq and is a predicted model, not a curated record. NCBI's taxonomy places the organism in Eukaryota, Fungi, Ascomycota, Dothideomycetes, Pleosporales, Didymellaceae. The coding region runs from base 1 to 828 and encodes 275 amino acids.